This is a messenger RNA of Orbicella faveolata, 2413 nucleotides long. RefSeq names its product cysteine--tRNA ligase, cytoplasmic-like. Gene Ontology annotation, cellular component: cytoplasm. Gene Ontology annotation, molecular function: cysteine-tRNA ligase activity; ATP binding. Gene Ontology annotation, biological process: cysteinyl-tRNA aminoacylation. The record is from RefSeq and is a predicted model, not a curated record. Lineage: Eukaryota; Metazoa; Cnidaria; Anthozoa; Scleractinia; Merulinidae.
UUUAUAGAGAAACUUGUUUUUGCCUACUAGAAUGUUUUCAUUCCACAAAAUGGGAGAAGAGUGUUUUGGUACAGUUGUGGACCAACUGUGUAUGAUGCAUCUCAUAUGGGACAUGCAAGGUCGUACAUUACCUUUGAUAUUUUACGAAGAGUGCUUCAGUCCUACUUUAACUAUGAUGUGUUCUAUGUAAUGAAUAUUACAGACAUCGACGACAAGAUUAUUUUCAGAGCAAGACGAAAUCACUUACUAAAGAAAUAUACCGAGGAAGACAAUUCUCCAGAAAAGAUACUAGAAGAUGUAAAUACUGCCUUAGAGCCUUACUCAGAAAAAAUGAAGAAUACUACAGAUGAAGACAAGAAGAAUAUGUAUCUUAGAAUUAUUGAAAAAGUUAAAUCUUGCAGUUCAAGAUUAAAAGAUUUACAAGCCACCAGUGGUAGUUCCGAAGAAGCUGUUAAAUCAGCAACUAAGGAAUUAUUGAGUGAAGCCACUGAACCUCUCUCUGCCUGGCUAGACUCUCAGUUUGGAUCCAAUGUGACAGACCACAGAAUAUUUGCAAAGCUCACUCAGCACUGGGAGAAUGAAUUUCAUGAAGACAUGAAAGCUCUUAAUAUCCUUCCUGUAGACUGUUUAACACGCAUUACACAGUACGUUCCUGAAGUGGUGACUUUCAUUCAGAGAGUCAUUGACAAUGGAUAUGCGUAUGAAUGCAAUGGCUCAGUGUAUUUUGACACCAUCAAGUUUGGUUCAAGUGGUAAGCAUGCCUAUGCCAGGUUAGUCCCAGAAGCAGUUGGUGAUCUGGAAGCUUUGGCAGAGGGAGAAGGAGAACUCAGUCAAAAUCCAGGAGACAAGAAGUCUGAGCGUGACUUUGCACUUUGGAAAGCUAGUAAACCAGGAGAACCAGCUUGGGAUUCACCCUGGGGAAAGGGCCGGCCAGGGUGGCAUGUGGAAUGUUCUGUGAUGGCAAGUGAGGUGUUAGGCAGCUCCAUUGACAUCCACACUGGUGGAGUAGAUUUGAAAUUUCCUCACCAUGACAAUGAACUUGCACAGUCUGAGGCUCAUUAUGGUGUUUGUCAGUGGAUCCAUUACUUUCUUCAUGCUGGACAUUUGACGAUAGAAGGAUGUAAAAUGUCCAAGUCUUUGAAAAAUUUCAUCACAAUCAAAGAUGCUUUGGCGAGGAACUCCGCCAGACAAAUCAGACUUGCUUUUCUUCUUCAUGCAUGGAACGCUACACUAGACUACAGUGAGAACGUGCUUCGUGAAGCAGAGCAGACUGACAAACUAUUUAAUGACUUUUUCUUGAAUGUGAAAGAUAUUCUUAGAAAACCAGAGGACACGACGCCAUCGGCACACAACUACCAUGAACUAGAAAAAGAUCUUCAAGAAAAGUUCAUGGCUAAAAAGGCAGCUGUACAUGAUGCCCUAUGUGAUUCAAUUGACACACCAACAGCCUUGCGGCAAAUGCAAGAACUGGUAAAACUAGCGAACAUCUACAUCAGCAGUAAAAAGGAGAGGAAAGAAUCCCCAAAUCAUCAGCUGCUUGAAGGAAUUGCUAAGUAUCUCACUCAAAUGCUCAAGAUUUUCGGUGCGAUCGAGGAAGAACAAGCAAUUGGAUUUCCUGUUGCCGGCAAAACUGCAGCAGCAAAUCACGAAGAGGUUGCAAUGCCAUAUGUGCAGCUACUUGCCGAUUUUAGAGAAGAGGUCAGGAACGUGGCACGAGAAGUAAAAGUGACUAAAAUCCUCCAAGCUUGUGAUAGACUGAGGGAUGACAGUUUACCAGAACUAGGAGUAAAACUGGAGGACGUCGAAGGUGAUCAUGCGGUUAUAAAGUUUGUGGACAGAGAAACUUUACUGAAAGAAAAGCAGCAGCAGUUAGAGGAACAAGAAAAGAAACGAAAACAAAAAGAAGAAGCCAAGAAAAAGCUUGAAGCAGAGAAGGCUGCUAAAGAAGCCAAAGCCAGAAUUCCUCCAUGGGAAAUGUUUAAACACGAAACAGACAAGUAUUCUAAAUUUGAUGAGCAGGGAGUUCCUACUCAUGAUCAGACUGGGGAGCCACUUAGUGGCAAGCUGAUCAAGAAGCUAAAGAAAAUGUACCAACAACAAGAAAAACUAUACAACACGAGCCAAGCAACAGCGAACGGUUCAACACAAGAGUGAAAUAAAAAAAGAAAUGAUAUAAUAUUAAAUACAGUUCAACCCCUAUUAAACGGCCACCCUCAGGGAAAUGGAUAGUAUCCGCUUGAAAGGGGGCUGACUGCUUAAUGGAGGUAAAAACAGUAGAAAAGCCCUCAUCGAGACUUCGAUUACUGGCCGCCAAAUAUGGUUGGCUGUUUAAUAGGGGUUCGACUGUAACCACUGAAUUUAUUUUGUCGCUCUAACUGAAUGUGCAAUGCAAUAAAAAAAAUUCUUGACAUUU